Messenger RNA from Arachis ipaensis, 759 nucleotides. The record is from RefSeq and is a predicted model, not a curated record. Lineage: Eukaryota; Viridiplantae; Streptophyta; Magnoliopsida; Fabales; Fabaceae.
AUGACGGCGACCACCGCAACGGCUUCUACUCCCCUUUUUCGAGCAGUUCUUCCUCCCCCACUGAACAGCUUCGACGGCGACACUGGAAGUGGCGAACGGGGUGCCAUUCACUGGUUCCACAAAGCCAAGAGCUUUUCACAUGGCCGAUGCUUGUUAUCCUGGAACGCCGUCUUGGGUGUUCUUGUAAGAGCCAAUCGGAUCAAUUUGUCAAAAUCUAUCUUUGACCAAGUUGUGGAAGAGAGUGUGUUUGAGCUCGACGUGUUCACUUAUACCACCAUGAUUAGGGACUUCUGCAAAAUAGGCAUGGUCCACAGUGCACUCAAGGUGUUCGAUGAAAUGCGCUGUGCGCCCAAUUCAAUUACUUACAACACUUUGAUUCACGGGUUUUGCAAGAACGGUGAUUUAGAGGGUGCCAAGAGGGUUUUUGAUAGAAUGGUGGAAGUAGGAGAUCAGAAUUGCAAGCCGGAUGUGGUGACUUAUACUACUUUGAUUGAUGGAUAUUCAAAGAAAGGUGAGUUCUGCGAAGCUUUGGAGUGUAUGGAGGAGAUAGUAAAACAGGGUUGUCAUCCAAAUGUGUUGACUUACAAUGCGUUGAUUGAAGGCCUUUGCAUGGGUGGGAAUGUGGACGAGGCCAUGAAGAUGAUGACUAGGAUGCGAUUGAAUGGUUUAGAAGACAAUGUUACCACAAACACUAGCAUCAUGAAGGGUUUUGCAUUGUGGGGAGGUCUAAAGAAGCUAUCAUGCAUACGAAGGAAAUGA